Solea senegalensis (Senegalese sole) is the source of this 6211-nucleotide messenger RNA. Its product is annotated as large neutral amino acids transporter small subunit 4-like. Bases 208 to 1932 code for a protein of 574 amino acids. Gene Ontology annotation, molecular function: L-amino acid transmembrane transporter activity; neutral L-amino acid transmembrane transporter activity. Lineage: Eukaryota; Metazoa; Chordata; Actinopteri; Pleuronectiformes; Soleidae. The transcript is spliced from 15 exons. The record is from RefSeq and is a predicted model, not a curated record. Gene Ontology annotation, biological process: transmembrane transport; neutral amino acid transport.
GGUGGAAUUAUUGUUAAGACAGUGAGAAGAACCCUGCUCUGACUGUCUGUCUGACUGUCUGUCUGUCUGUCUGCUGCUGCUGCGGGUCUGCGGUGUUUGCAGCUGCACAGCCGGGAUCUGACUCCCCGUCCCUGUCCCUCCGCUCUCACAGCAGCGUCCAUCACCUCAAGUAAGGCCGGUACAUCUCCACCCCCCCACGCCGCUGAGAUGGCUCCCACACUGGCCACAGCUUUCUCCCGCCGCUGGUGGAUGGCGGUGACGGCGGUCAUUGAGAACCUGCUCUUCUCCGCCGUGUUGCUCGGCUGGGGAUCCCUGCUCAUCAUGCUCAAAUCUGAGGGCUUCUACUCGUACAUGUGCUCAGGUCCAGACAACAGCUCCGGCUUCUCCAACACAUCCACUUCUAAAAAUACCAGCACAGACGAGUACCUGGAGAUGAAUGGCUGGCCCAUCUGCAAGGACCAGGAUGAGAUGCUGAACCUGGCCUUCACCGUGGGCUCCUUCUUGCUGUCGGCCAUAACUCUGCCCAUGGGCAUCAUCAUGGACAAGUAUGGACCACGCAAGCUGAGACUUGUGGGCAGUGCUUGCUUUGCCUCUUCCUGCCUCCUCAUUGCCUAUGGAGCCACAGAUCCCAACAAUCUGUCCAUACUGAUCUUCUUCACCUUGGCUAUGAAUGGGUUUGGGGGCAUGUGUAUGACCUUCACUUCUCUGACGCUUCCCAACAUGUUUGGAGACCUGAGGUCGACCUUCAUCGCCUUGAUGAUCGGAUCCUACGCUUCCUCUGCCGUAACCUUCCCUGGCAUUAAGGUGAUCUAUGAUCUUGGUGCCCCCUUCAUCUCCAUUCUGCUGGUUUGGGCCGGCUGUGCCUGCCUCGUCUUCCUCAAUUGUUUCAUCAACUGGCCCCUGGAGCCCUUUCCUGGCCCAGAGGACAUGGAUUUCACGGUGAAGAUCAAGUUCAGCUGGCUGGGCUUUGACCACAAGAUCACAGGGAAGCAGUUUUAUCGGCAGGUGACCACGGUGGGGCGCCGCCUCAGUGUUGGCAAUGCCAUCAAGCAACCAAACCAGGGGGACACAGACCUGGCCACACAGGAUGCCAACAAGCUGUGCCUGUCCACUGCCGACCUGGAGGUGAAGUGCAAGUCCCAAGAGCAAACUCAGUCCUUCAUGAAGAGCAUCCUCAGUCCCAUCUUCCUGCUGAGCCUCAUCACCAUGUGUGUGACCCAACUGCGUCUCAUCUUCUACAUGGGAGCCAUGAACACGAUCCUGGAGUCCUUGACGGACGGAGACCUUAGCAAAGUGGAGGUGAUGCAAAUUGUGAGCGUUUACACGUCCAUCUUUGGCGUACUCCAGCUUUUAUGUCUGGUCACCUCUCCCGUGAUCGGCUACGUCAUGGAUUGGAGACUCAAAGAUUGCGAGGACGAGAAUGACAAGAGUGCCAAGAGGGAGCCUGGUCAGCCUCGUCGUCCUGACAAACAGAUCCAGAAGAUCGUCAACGCCACCAGAGCCUUCAUUUUCACCAACCUGCUCCUUGUUGGCUUUGGAGUCACCUGCAUUGUCCCCAACCUGCCACUGCAGAUUCUGUCGUUUGUCUUGCACACGAUCGUCAGAGGCUUCAUCCACUCUGCAGUUGGAGGCCUCUAUGCUGCUGUGUACCCGUCUUCUCAGUUUGGCAGCCUCACUGGCAUGCAGUCUCUGAUCAGUGCUCUGUUCGCCCUGCUCCAGCAGCCUCUCUUCAUGUCCAUGGUGGGGCCUCUGGAAGGAGACCCUCUCUGGGUGAACGUGGGCUUGUUGGUGCUGAGCAUGCUUGGAUUCUGCCUGCCCUUCUAUCUGCUGUGCCACAGCCGUCACCUCCAGCGCCUCAGAGACGAGCGCGACGACGACCCCAAGAUCUACGUCAAGAUCAACAACGGCGACAAGUCCGAGGCCUGUGUCUAGACUGGGAGAGAAAAAAAUUGGCGAGUUCCUAAAAACCAAAAAAGAGAAACGAAGAAAGGGAGGUGGCGGUCACUGCCUGGGUGACACUCAUAAUGGAUACAUCCACUUUGUCCAGCUGCGCACACAAACAAACACACUUACACACACUCUCCAUCACACUGUCAUUUUGCCAAACAUGACUGCACACCACUGUGACACAGUUCCACCCUCCCACGUCUGUUGAUUAUACACUGUGGGAAACCUGACACAAACAUGCUGUACACAUACAGACAGCACAUGCACAUCACCCCCACCCCUGAGAUGUGUGUGUGUGUGUGUGUGUGUGUGUCCUCACCCCUCCCCUCGACUGCAUCUCAGACAUAAGGAGAAAACAGACUCAUGGUAGAAAGAAGAAGCGGAAGAAGCAUCUUUGGACCUUUUUUUUUAAGUUCUGCCAAAAUUACUCUCCUUCUUCUAGUCACUCUUGACUUUUUUUAAUUUUUCUGUUCUGUUACAUUGUCAUGAUUGACUCCACUAGCCUCUGCCAUUCACUCAGAAGAAAACCUCAGCCAUGGGGGAAGAGAGGAACCCUUUGCGAUAAAUUCUCAGUGACAGUGUUUAAGCUUUUACAACGCCCCAACUUAAUGACACUGCAAAAGCUGGUGAAAAUGUGCGGGAUACCAAGACGACCUUUGCUUUCUGGCCGAUCAUGGAUCUUUUUUAAACAACAUUAAUGGAGCUGCUCGGUGCUUUUUUAUGUGUAAGGACUUAAAAGUGCAGUUGGCAGGAUUUAUGUUGGGGUGAUUGAAAAACAAUGUCAUAAUAACCUUUCUGCAAAAUGUAAAUCAAGUGAUCUGAGAGAGAGAAUGGCUCCUCCAGCUCCUCCUCUGGACUUUAUACUGGUCCAUUUGAUGGAAUUAUUGUUACUUUAGUGGCAACAACAACUUCCUACUCUGCAAAGAAACCCUAAAAUUAGGAAAGAGUGUAUGACAGAGCUCAUCUGAUGAGAGCAGCUGCAGACAGAGAGCUGUGAUCCUCAAACAUAAGUAUUUAAUAAUAAAACCCUAUGGGUUAACACUCAACUAUUUAACUGGAAAUCCUGCCGACUGCAGCUUUUAUCCUAAUAGAGAGAAAAAGUACACACACACACACACACACCAUGCCCACAUGGUGUCUCCACCUCCCCUCAUGACCAAGGGCAUUAACAGAAUUCACAGACAGCAGUAUUGGUAGCAGUUCAGACUAAGAGCACAUCAGGCAGAAAGAAGCAUGAGUAAAAACAGCGACAUCUCUGUCUGAAGUUUGAUAAACUACACUGCAUGACGUCAGUGAUGAACCUUUGUUACUAUUUCACUCAGUCACCAGUGCAGGAAAACACAUACAUUGCUGUGUUGGCCUACUUUUUCUUUUUUUUUUAAGUCAUGAAUUCCUUAUGUAUGUUUGGAAAAUGUACGUUUUUGUUGUUGUUUUUCAAUCGUAUUUAUUGUGAUAUGAUCGCAAAUGUACCCUCUUUUUUUUCCUCCCUGUACGUGAUCUGAAUAUGUGGAGGAGGAAGUCGUUGUAGAGUGUGUGGACCGAAUGAAGACGUUAGAUGGAGUGUGUUUUUAAAGGUUGGCAUAGCGUAAAGAGGUGGAGCUUGCGUUGUUCUGCUCGCUACACAAGUUUGGAGUUUUGAUUUGUAGCAAUAAGAGCUUCUGUGAGGUGCUGGGCAACGCGCUAACACAAUCUCACACACACACACACACACACACACGGACAGACAGGCUAAUAUGCGUACAUUUUAUGAUCUGUAUCACUAAAUCACAAAAGGUGCUACAAUGAAUUAUAUGUUGUGUGUAUUUCACUUUUAGGGUCCAGUGUGUAACAGUUAAUGACAUCUAAUGGCGAGACUCCUCCUCUGACCUUUUCUCAAGUAUGUCAGGGAACUACGGUGGCCUUCAUAUACCAGAAGGGACAAAAACUCUCUCCACUCUGCUUUCUUCUUUUUUGUUUUAUGCAUCGGGUUUAUGUGGGCAGAGCCGUUCUUCUGCUUAAAAACAUGAAACGCACAAUUUGGCUCGUCUGUCCGUUGGAGUUGCAGUAGAAACCUCCGUGAAGCAAGGCCUGAUGUACCUGAUGUAUAAAAACAGCCUUUUUAUGGCUAUGAAAAACCAAACCUUUUUUUAUUCACAAUUAUUCACUUAUACAAACGUAUUUCUGGGCUGCAUAUAUUUCAUUUCCACCAAUAACUUUCCUAAAUGUUACACACUGGACCUUUAAGAGUCAGUUGAUGUUGUUUUUAGCAUAAGGCAACAACUUGCCAUCAAUUUAUUAAGUGGAUUGCAGUGGAUUUCCAUUGAACCAAUCAGUUUAUUUACGAUUCUUUACUAUUUAGUUCUUUGUUUCUUACAGAGUCUGUGGUAAUUCUGCACCAUAGGUGCAUCCACAGCAGCAGCAUCUCUGGGAGACUUGAAUUCACAUAAAGGGACAUUGGUUUUGAUGGUCUGAGACUGACAACGACACAAUCCUUCAGCUUCUGAGAGAACCAGAGCGUGAUGAGACAACACAGACACUAAAUAGUCUUUUAUCUUUCAAACAAAACAUUCUCAGCCUGGUAGAGGCCUUGGCACAGAGGCACAUCCAAAGACAGCCAUGACCCUCAUUAGAGUGCCUCUUUACAUGUGCAGAAGCUGGAAGGAGUAGGUUCAGGCAGGAUGUCACACAGUCCAUCUCUCCCUCCAUCCAUUUAUUUCACCCAUCCAUCAGACAGAGCUGAGAGACAAGCCUCUGCUGCCGUCAGAGGCCGAGGUGAAUGACUAGAAACGAAUGGCACGUGAUGCACUUUAGAUCUCUACAAUGGACCUCAGUGUAUUUCUGAAUGGCCUGUGCUCCAAUGUAAACGCACACAAGGUGCAUGACUGCUAACUAGUGGUGCAUGAUGAAAAGAAUGUAUACUUAGAGCUACAGAUGUUGACUUAUUCAGAACAUGAAAACACAGAAAGAUGCUGUUAUUUUUUUAUACUCAGAAAAACCUAUUGCUUCACAUUAUAUUGCUUUUAUGUGCGUGGACUGUGGGCGGCAGAGUCUUGUCUCUCAGUUCGAUGAACAUGGACACACCUCAUCCCAACUGCAGACACACAUCGACCCCACUAAACUGCAUGAGUCAGAUUACUUAAGCGUCAGAGAGAAGCACAUGGAGUCGAAUUAGUGCAGGGAAGGAACUUGCAAAAAAAGAGAAAGAUUUACAUUUGUAAUACAGUAAAUUCAUCCGUGCAUGUCAAACUGAUUGUUGUCAGGUGCUUUGGUCACUGAAAUCAUGUGGAAGAAAGCAAUGAAUCUUCACACAAUGCCAGCACAACAACGUUCAUUUAACACUCUCAGAUAUUAAGCAGGAAUUCAUCAGAUUCUUCUGUAAUUGUAUGAUUUCUUCAGUUAUGUGUGUUUAUUUGUCAGCAGGAGAGCGCAGAAAGAGGUGAACUGAGGGCUGCAUUAUGUGAAAAUGAUUACUGUCUCCAUAGUCUGUCAUUGGUUUCUUUGUUGAAAUGCUCUCCACGUCCUGAUAGCCAUCGAUAAUGAAGCCUGGAAAGAUGCUCUCUGCUCCACUCUGCUUUAGGCAGUGUGUGUUGUGGGUUUUGAAGGCGGAGCUUCGAGGAGAGGGUGUGGGAUGAAGUGUCGCCUGUUUUUUCAACAGAUUUCUUACUUGAUUUAGUGAUGGCUGUGUGUGCAGGGAGAGCAUCUCAACAAGCAACACCGUAGCAGUCAUGGCACUAAUUUAACUCCAUAUGGGCGUCUCUGGGCUGUGUCCUGAAACUUUAAACUUACGUUAGUGUCUGAUGACAUGCUAAUAGUAGACAGGUAAAGUACAGAUAUAGUGUGAUCCAGUGUAUUGUAAUGUGGGUGAACUGUCAUCAAUGCCAUCACGUUCCACUUUUAAACCCCGUCCUCCUUGGAUUGAGACUCUGCGUUACAAUAGCUUGACUUACUGAUUGAUGUAUUGAUGAAAUGUUCAUCGUCUGAACAUGAAUCCUAGUGUCAGCGUUUGCUUGCGAUUUGCAGUUUUAUGGUUUUGUGUGAUGACAGGAAAUGGGAAUUUUACCUGAACACUGAUGCCUUGUUUCCCUCCUGGCAUGAACUGUAUGCGUUUUGUAUUUCUUUCCCCAUGUACCACUUUUGGUUGAGUUUCUUUCAUUCUAUUUGUUUUUCACUCAUGUUUAUGAGAAUGUUAUCUUCAUGGUCUUAUAUUGUAUAUUUGGUUCUGUUACUGUACCUUAGUAUAGCCAUUGCCACUGACAUUUCAAGUCAUGUUGUCUCACCUGAAAAA